AAUCUCUCAUCGAGCUGUGUGGUGCAUCGUCUUGAUGGGGUACUGAAUGCAUACCACAAAUGUGUACCAGUUGUUCGUCUCUAUGGUCCAACCAACUUUGCCCCUGUAAUAACGGAAGCUGCACGAAGAGCUGCCAAAGUACGUGACGGCUCCCACUAUCAGAUCUUCCUGAUCAUCACCGAUGGGGCGAUCUCUGAUAUGUCAAAUACGAAACGGGCCAUCAUAAAUGCUUCCUACUUGCCUCUAUCAAUAAUUAUUGUCGGCGUAGGCGAUGAAGACUUCAGCAGUAUGAACGAACUAGAUUCCGACGAUAUGAUGCUUUCCCAUGAUGGCAAAACUGCUCAGCGAGAUAUUGUUCAGUUCGUCGCUUUACGUGACUUCUAUUGCGGUUCAUUUGAAAUUGAAAAUGAACACAUAAUGAAUAUGUUGGCGAAAGAGGUACUGGCCGAAGUACCGCAGCAACUCGUCUCUUAUAUGGAACGAAACGGUGUCGUACCUAUGGAAGCAGUACCCAAAACUCGUCUAGAGUACACAAAGGAAAUGGAGAUGUUCAUGCAAGAGCCCGGAUCUGCGCCACUUCCUUUUCUCAGGGAUCAACCAGAACGCUGA
Haemonchus placei is the source of this 609-nucleotide messenger RNA. The record is from the annotation of a GenBank genome assembly. NCBI's taxonomy places the organism in Eukaryota, Metazoa, Nematoda, Chromadorea, Rhabditida, Trichostrongylidae.